Molecule: messenger RNA, 1006 nt
Organism: Terrapene triunguis (Three-toed box turtle)
Lineage: Eukaryota; Metazoa; Chordata; Testudines; Emydidae
Product: RNA-binding motif, single-stranded-interacting protein 2-like
Exons: 4
Coding region: 17-268 (83 amino acids)
Source: RefSeq, a predicted model, not a curated record
GGUGCUGACGCCGACCAUGGACCACACCAUUUCCAUCCAGCCCGCCUCCAUGAUGGGCCCCCUGACCCAGCAGCUGGGCCACCUCUCCCUCAGUAGCACUGGCACGUACAUGCCAGCGGCAGCAGCUAUGCAAGGAGCUUACAUCCCUCAGUACACGCCCGUGCCUUCCUCCAGCAUCUCAGUUGAGGAGAACAACGGCCCGCAGAGUCAAGUGGCUGUCGAGUCUCCGUCAGAUCACGCUGCCUACUCCUAUCAGUACAGCAAGUAACUGCAGCUGGACCAGGCGUCUCUGCUCCGAGCGCUCGCCCCGAGGGAGAUCGCCACCUCCUCUUUGAUUUGUGCUGCAUCUAGAAGAUCGAAUCCAAUUUUUUUUUUCUUCGUUCGUUUCUUUCUUUUGCAAAGAAAACAGUUUUGUAAAAAAAAAAACAACAAAAAAAAAAAACCGGCAAUAGACUUUGCUCACCAAGGAACCAAAGCGGUGGAAUGGGGGGGCUGGGUCACCAGAUCCACUCCGCGCGGACGGACAGACGGACUGAGGCCUAUUUUAAUAGGAGGGGGAAAAAAAAGUGUUUGGUUUAUUUUUGGUCGUUGUUUUGAAGAACCCCCCCGCCCUUUUUUUUUUUUGGGUGGUUCUUUGAGGAAAGGCUUGAUCCAGGAGGGUGGAUCUGGCUGCCCCGGAGCGGCGAGGCUGCAGAUUCGAAUCUCUGGGACAAUCGUCGUUUUCUUUUGUCAAUUAAGGAUUACUUUUUCGUUCCUUUCUUUUUCUUUUUUUUUAAAGGAAAAAUAUGCAACGUUUGAUCAGUUUUAUUUUGAGGGGUUUUUGGUUGUCCUGCUCCCCGACCGAUUCCGCCCGUUUCUUCGCCCCCCUCCGGACGCUUCUCCACGCCUGAAUGCCACUGUAGGAUAAAGAAUUUUUUUCCGGGGGAGGGGUUGCUUUAAAAGAAAAGGAAAAAACCGCCACAAAAACCUACAAAAAAAAGCCCCACGGUUGAUUUUAUUGUUUUUU